AAAAGAAUGUCAAACAACCUGAGAUAAAACAGCGAAGAUAGCACAACACGAGGGCUUCAGAGGAGGAACAGAAAAUACGGGAUUCCACAUCCAAAAUUUAGAGUUCUACCAAAAUGAGCUCAGCAACUGUAGAUUUUAUAUCUAUUCCCCUGAAAUACGACGAUCAGGACACUGCUUGUCAUCAAGUGCUGGUAAAGGAGAAUAUUUCCAAAGUAGUUCAUAAACUAAAACCUGCUGGCAGAACGUUGUACGUAUUGAACGUACCUCCGUAUGCUACUCCAGAAUCUUUACAAAAAGCCUUCAGUGUGGUAGGUGCAGUAGCCAACGUUAUUUUACAGGAAAAGCCAUCCGGAGACCAUGAUCGGAACGAACAAUCGAUUAAUAGAUUUAAAGUAGCCUACGUAAUAUACGAAAAUCCAUCAUCGAUGAAAAAAUUUCUCAGAUUGCGGAGGUUAAACCCGUUGAAUGCUGAUGGCCAACUGCUAACGGGCAUCGACAAAUGGACCAAGGCUUAUCAGGAACGUAUUCCAGAUCCGGUUAGCAUGCAGCAGGAGAUUGAUCAGUAUAUGGCUAGCUAUGAUCGGCAGGUUAGUCGCGAACAGCGUGCGCAGGAACCAAAACAGGACGACGAAGGUUGGACGACGGUGACGAAAUCAAGUGCCAACACCUUCGCCCAGCGAGAGGCAACGGUUAGCAAAUUGGAGGACAAAAUGAGCAAUGACCGAAAACAGAAGGAGCUGAAGAAUUUCUACACGUUCCAAAUCCGAGAGUCGAAAAAGAGUGACAUCGUUAGUUUGAGGAAAAAGUUCGAUCGCGACCUGCAGAAGAUGCAGCAGAUUAAGAAAACUAAACGGUUUAAGCCAUACUAAAUUACUGAAUAUAUGCGUUAAACACUUUGUCUAAUUGUCUACUAUAUUACAUUUCUUUACUCAUUACUGCA
Molecule: messenger RNA, 940 nt
Organism: Armigeres subalbatus
Lineage: Eukaryota; Metazoa; Arthropoda; Insecta; Diptera; Culicidae
Product: ribosomal RNA-processing protein 7 homolog A
Exons: 3
Coding region: 114-869 (251 amino acids)
Biological process (GO): rRNA processing; ribosomal small subunit assembly
Cellular component (GO): CURI complex; UTP-C complex
Molecular function (GO): RNA binding
Source: RefSeq, a predicted model, not a curated record